GCUUAUUUUGGAUAUCACAUGACCUACGAACAGAUAAACAACUGGUGAUAGAUCAACAGAUGAAACACUACUGAUAGUGAUAGCAAGACCAAGGCCAAAAGAUUUACGAGGUGAUCAAAGGUUUAGUGCAUUAUUAUCUGGUUAAUUUACACGUCAAGCAAAACUUUUCUUACCUGAAAUUUGUAUGUAAAAUAGCAGAGCUUAAUUACUAUUAAUUAUAUUAUAAUUCAUUGGCUAGUAAUUAAUAUUACUAGCCCAUAUAAUGCCAUAUUAUAUGGCAUAUACCCGACUUUUCGCGGGUUUGUAUUUCUCAUUGUCAUUUGUAUUCCGAAAAAAAUCUGAUAUUAUAAGCGAACACGUGACUUAUUCAAAAAUACUCAGCUAAAGUAAAUAUUACAAUUUUCUUCUUUAAAAGGCCAGAUUUGUAAUAAUAAUAACUAUUGUAACUGUAAGAAAUGAGUUUGUGCCCCAUCCUGUUUCAGUUAAUGGCUAUAAUAAUUAUAAUAAUAUUCCUAUAUUUUCCAUAUGUAGUUUUUCACUCUGUAUCUCAUUCAAAUAUAGGUAAGGACUUACUAAGGCUUCGACAAUCAUAAAAGUUUUUAAAAAAAUUCUGCAAGUAAGAUGUGUUUAUUCUAAGUCUCUAAGUGUAAUUAAAAAAUAACUGCAUGCAUAUAUAUUAACCGAUACCAGUAAAAUUCCCAGGAAAGUAUAGAAAUCUAUAAAACUAAAAUUUCCAGAAACUUUUAGAUCAGGGGUGGCCAACCUUUUCAGUAAGCGGGCCAAAUUUGUGAAAUAAUAUUUCCUGCCAGGCCAUGCACCAAAUUUUUAAAAAUUAAUAAAUAAAGUUAACAAGGAAAUGUGCUACAGCUUCGACCACACCGUUGCUUCCCAGUAGGUGAGAUCUUGGUUAAAUGCUUGCCUCGUUUAAUCUAAAAAAAAAAAACAAGAAAGAGGUAUAUUUUUUUCUGUAAGAAAAUAAAACAUAACUGAGAAUAAAACAUGUUUAUUAUUAGACAAUUUAAAAUUAUUUAAAAGUGAAACAUCUGAAUUUGUUUUGUAGAAUUAAGUGCAUCAAAAUUAAUCUCGAUUGAUGUUGUUGCUACAUGCGAAUAGUUUUCCAAAUGAACAUCAGUAAUUCAAUUUCUCACUUCUGAUUUGAUGUGUUUCAAACAACUCAAAAGCUGUUCACAUGCAUAAGUGUUUUCAAUAGUGAAACCAUCGACAGAGCAUGUUUGUAAAAUGCAAGAUAUUUAUCCUUGUCCAAAUACGUUUUAUUAAAAUCUUCCAAACCAACUUGAUGGAAUUUCUCUUUUAAUUGUGCAUCACAACACAUUUCACAAUGUUCCCAUUGUAAUCUUCCAGGUAAUAAAUUCACGUCAAACGCGAAUAGAGUUGCAAAUGCACAAAAAAGCAUAUGAUGUUGUUUUUUAAAUCCUGAAAUCGGUUUUCAAAUUCAAGGUUUAAGUCAGAUAUCAAAGAAGCGUAUUUAUCCGUUGCCUCCUGUGUGACGUCUGGUUGGAAUGACGAUGUAGGAAAGUGAGUAAAGUUUUUUGUUGUAAAAAGAGAGUAAACUAUUGUUCCCAAAGACCAAGUUUCAUUUGAAAUGCAGAAAUAUGAUCAUACAUUUUAUUAAUUAAUUGAUCUUUUCCUUGUAGAUGAGUAUUAACAUCAUUUAGGUGGCUAGCUAUAUUGACCAGAAGUGCAAAUAAGCAAACCCACUUUUUGUCUUCAAACUCUGAGAUACUUAUUGACUUGGUUGAAAAGAAUGAUUGUAUUUCUUGCUGCAAAUCAAAAACUAUUUUCAACAUUUUGGCACGGGACAACCAUCUUUCUUCUGCAUGAAAUGUAGCGUCAUUAUAAUCUGAGUCCAAAGACUUUAGAAAUUCUUGGAACAGUGAUUCAACCUGUUUGACUAAAUGUAGAUAACUAAUUUGACGACCACUUUCGUGACAUGGUCAAUUUUGAGGGCCUUCAAACAUAAAUUCUCCUGAUGUAUAAUGUAAUGAAAAUUUAGCAUUGAGGUAUUACCGACUUUGGAGGUCUCAUUUUCAAACAAUUUUACUAAACCUUCGUUUCUCCCAACCAUUACUGGAGUACCAUCCGUUGUUAAGCCAGAUAAGUUGUUAAGUUGUAAUGAAAAGCAAUACAAUGUCCUUGUAAAUGCGUCUAAAAAAUAUUGUGACAAAAAUAUUAUGGAUAAAGUGCCGCUAUUUCUUUUGUCUUCUUGAAAUUGACAUCAACACUCAUGACAAAAAAUGACCAGUUGGGCAGUAUCUGCCACAUCUUUGCUUUCAUCCAAUGCUAGAGCAUAAAAUAUAAACACGGAUGCUGUUUUCAAAUUAUCUUCAAUAUGUUUUCCAAAUUCGUUCACACGCCUAGUAAUAGUCUGACGAGACAGACUUAUUUUUUAGAAAUCCUCCUUCUUUUCUGGACACAGAAUUUCAACGAUGCUCUCCAAACAUUCCUUAAUCAUUUCACCAUUUGAAUAUGGCGUUGAUAUUUUUGCUAGUACCAUGGCUACUGCAUGCGAGAUAUUUCAAAUUUUCUUAGCUAUAAUUUUAAAAUAUAUGAUACAUACAAACAACUGAUGAUGAAUGUUCUUUUAUGUGAUAUGUACAAUAAAGUUAACAUUUAAUGUUCAUUUGACCUAGCUCCGCGGGCCGCAACAUGACUUGCAGCGGGCCACAUGCGGCCUGUGGGCCAUGUGUUGGCCACCUCUGUUUUAGAUUCUUUUGACAUUUUGAUAAUCUUUAAUGCCACAUUGAACAAUAUAGAACUUGCUAGAAAAUUCUGUAGUUUUUUUAAAACCUUCAAAUAAUUUGUAAAAUAUUAAUCUUUCUAUGUAGACCUUAUCUUGAGACUAAAACAUCUAAAACAAAAUGUUGUAACCCUAUAGUUUUACAUUAAAGUUCAAUUAAGGACAUGUUAGGUCCCAUUCUAUAAGGUGAUGUUUUAAUUAUCACACAGGUAGGGACCCUAAAUAGCCAAGUAACAUCUUAUAAGUUGUCCUUUUAAAAUCGGUUUAAAAGAUUUAAGAGAUAUAGAGUAAUUAAGGAAAAUGAAAUUAAUAUCCCUGACAGUUGUGAAUAUUAUUAAUUUAAAACCCUCCAGUUUUUCAAUAUAAAUUUUUAAGUCCAUUUUUUAAAAAUUUUACUCUAGAUCUAUCCAUUAAUUAUAGCUAAUAAAUGUUGUUGUUUUAUUAGUUUAUUGUAAAUUUCUCAUUUUCCCUGUUCCAAAAAUUUAUAUUACACUGAAAUAGUAUCGCUAUCCACAUAAAAUGAAUAGACCCAUUCAGGGAAGUAGUUUCACUAAAUGCUGAGUUGGGGCUAAAUCACAAAAUUACAAUUUCCUUUUGCACAUAUACAUCUACUAUAUAAAAUUGGUAAUAAAAUUUAUAAAAGUACGCCCAUGACUGUAAACCCCUAAGUACCCCAAAGUACCCUUUAUGAACGCCCCUGAACUAUGUGAUAAUUCUAAUGUAUUAUUUUUUUUAAAAACAUUGAAUAAAGCUUUAUUUUAAAUACUUGCACCAAACAAAAGCACACCAAAAACCUUCCUUUAAUAGUUUUUUUGAAAGUCCAGCAUUCUGAAUAAAGGGUUAUUAAAACUUGCAUAUACUAAAAAUAACUUAACUUGAAUGUCCCUGGAAACCAUUUCAUUUACUCUUUACCCUCUGCAUUUUAAAUACAUUUUUUGAGACAAGAGGAUUAUGACCAAACUUUCCAGGAGUCAUCUGUAGGUCAGGAGGAAUGACCAUGUCAAAUUGGUUUCUGAUCCAUUUUUGGUUUUCUUUGGAUUGAUGGACCCAUCCACAAAUAAACAUAGUCAGACUGAGCUUUAUAUUGUUGAUUUUUGUGUGUGUGUUGUAUUUGUAUUAAUUUCUAAUAAUAUUGUAAAACAGUUUCCCAUUGAUUACCUGAUUAGUGUUCCAUAGAUUUUUAAGAGGAACAAUGAAAAAAUGUCUUAUUAUUAAAUUGAUAAGAAGAGGUAGAUUUCUAUCUCUGACAACCCAAUUUUGUUGUUGUUUUUUUUGAAGUGUGGGGUGUGACUUAUGUGACAACUGGCAUUUUCAUUUUAUUACACCUUCCAGUCUUAAAUGCAAAACUUUGUUUAUAUUUUGCUAUUAUUAACAAAUAUAACUUUAUUUCUUUUUGUGAAUGAAUGAAGGAGUAUUAUGGUAAACAACUAUGUCUUAAGAUUUUAGAAUAAAAAUUCUAAACCAUUAAUUACAUACCAAAAUAUCAGAGUAAAUGCUUUGCAGGUCACAAAAUCCACUUCACUGCAAAAAUGUUAUCAGUGUUACUCAUAGCAAAGCAAUUUAUUAUUAGAAAACUGUGAAGUAAAACGAAAAAAAAAAAAGGUCACUGACAAGCCAAAUGUACUAUUGCCACAAAAUUUUUUGCAUCAUUUUUCAACUUGGGUAGAAUGGUGCACCAAUUGUGUAUCAAAAUACCUAAUUAUGUAUUUAUAGUAUUAAAUGUAUCAGCCCGUCAUUAUCUAAUGAAAAUAUGAGGCUGAAAGCUAUUAUUUAUUCACAACAAUAAAUUUAUUUUCCAGUCCUUGAAACAUGGCACCCUCAUCCGCUACUGGAGCAGGCAUUCUCUAUCAGUAUACCAACUGUCGAAUUCUGAGAGGAGGAAAGAUUUUUCGUGAUGAUUUGUGGGUUAGAAAUGGAAUCAUCAUGGACCCAGAAAUACUAUUUUAUGUUGAAAAAGUCUAUGCAGAUGAAAAAAUUGAUUGCCAGAAUAUGAUUAUUGCCCCAGGGUUUAUUGAUGUGCAAAUAAAUGGUGAGUAAAUUAUUAAAAUCAUUUUUUUUUUCUUUAUUUAAUUUUCAGACAAAUAAUAAAUUCAAAUAAUUAAUUUAAAUGAGAGAUUCCGUAGCAGAGUAGUUGCUUGAUUAAUUUUUAAAACCUUUUUGCCUAUUUCUUUUUAUUGAUCUGAGGAUCCCUGAAAACAUUGAAUAAGAGCUUUUAAAAAGCACAUUUCUACAGGUGGUUUUGGUUAUGACUUCUCUACUGAUGCAAAUGUGGAGGAAGGUGUUAAAAAAGUUGCUCAUGGUAUUCUUGCACAUGGAGUCACCUCCUUCUGUCCUACUGUUAUCACUUCAACACCCGAGUUUUAUAAGAAGGUUUGGAUAUCUUUUUAAUUUCUUUUCUGCAGUCUUAGCGUAAAGGAUGAUUUUGUUUUAAAAUUGAAAAAAAUUAUGAAAAAAUAUUUGGGAUCAGCUACCCAGGUCACAUAAGAAAUGGAAAAAGUCUGAGGUUGCAUAGAGAGAAAAUAAAUGAUAUAAUUAUAGAUUUUGAUCAAUUAUUAUUUUUUGAUUUAUGAUUAUUUAGUAGUCAUUUAUUGAAACAAUUCAAAAUGUAGUUUGGGAAAUUUUUUAAAAUUAUAAAAAUUAAUAGCAAAAGAAAUUUGUUUUUGGUUAAGUUCAAAGAGUAUUUCUAAUGGAGUUUUGCUAUGUGCAAGAUAUUCAAAAUAAAUAAACCCUUGGAAUGUUUCAGUUUAUUUGCAUUGCUAUUAUAAGGCAGCUUUUUUGACUUCAUUAGGUUUUAUUUAAUUAAAAAUUUCCAUCUUCUUUUUAGCUUCUUCCUCGAAUCAAGAAAUGUAAUGGAAGUGAAAAGGGUGCAGGUGUCAUUGGUAGGUGGUACAUAAUAUCUUUAUUUUAUUUCUCUCUUUUUUAAAAAUAAUUUAAUAAAAUGUUUUAAAUUGAUUAGUGUACUUGUUUGAUUAGCAUUGACUCUGGGCCAACUUGUAUUCGUGGACAUCAACCUUGCCAGAUAGAGGGGGCUAUGAAUCUUUGACCUGGGGAGCUAUUAAGAGCAACAGCUAAGGCUGUUGUUUUCCAAAUGUAAAAUGAUUUAAUAUGAGAUGAAAUACCACCUCAUUAACAAAUAAACUUUUAAAGUUUUGACUGGUUUCAAGGUGUGAAACAGCUCAUUCUUUUUACUCAUCUGGUUAGUGAAAUGUUAUUCAAUUUUUUUUUUUUUUUUUUUCCUCUUUAUUAGGCAUCCAUGUUGAAGGACCUUUCAUUAGCUCAGAAAGAAUCGGAGCCCAUCCAAAGCAGCUAGUGAGGGACUUUGAUAACGGAUUUUCUGAUGUGCUUACCACUUAUGGAGACAUUACAAAUAUAGCAAUUGUUACUUUAGCUCCUGAGAAGAAGAAUUCCUUGAGUGUGAUUGAAGACUUCUGCAAACGUGGAAUAGUUGUUUCAGUUGGUACGUUAACUGCAUCAAUGUUUGAAAACAAUUUGUAAACUAAAACCUGUCAUAAGUUAUUUUCAAUUAUUGUUAGGCAAAUCAAAUUUUUGAUGAUCAUUAUCAAAGUGUUAAAUGUUACUACAACAUCUAGUCAGGGUCCACUCCAGUGGAUAAUUAUGCUUUUAUGUGUAGGACUGCACCUAAACAUAGGAAGUUAUUUUUUUCAGUUAGAGCAGUUCUCAAUUAUUUUAAUAAAAAUUGUUUCAGCUUUUAGUCAAUUGUUUUAUAGUUCAGAAAAUAGUUUAAACAUAUAAAGUUUGUAAAAAAAAAAAGUUAUUUAUGACCAAUAGAAAACUCUCUGUAACAAACCUAUUUUUUCCAGAACUUUGAAAUGUUUCCAGUGUCAGAGACUAUAGCUAAUAAAUGUUGUUGUUUUAUUAGUUUAUCGUAAAUUUCUCAUUUUGCCUGUUCCAAAAAUUUAUAUUACACUGAAAUAUUAUUUUUCACUGAACUAGCAUAAUAAGGCUACAGGUAUACUGUAAAAUGAACUAUAGUUUUGUCCUGACUUUAACAACUGAUAUUUUUAACAUUUUUUUUAAUAGGUCAUUCCAGUGCAAACUUGGUAGAGGGUGAAGAAGCAGUUCGAUCAGGGGCUAGGUUUAUCACACACCUCUUUAACUGCAUGCUUCCCGUGAGUUGCAAUGUUUUGCUUAAUCAUCUAUUUUUAGUAAUGGAUCUUUUUAUUAAAAUAACUUUUAAAAUAAAAACAGAUUUUAUAUUCCAUCAAAUUAAAAAUCCUAAACAAAUCUUAAUGUCAUAAGGAAAUUAAAUCAAGAUAAAUUUAUUUAUUUAGGCAUUUUUGUAUAGCGCUUACCUUACAGCUCUAAGCGCUUUACAAUUAUUAAAAAUAUGUAAACUAUUUAAACUGCUAAAGUAAAAUAAAAAAUGAAAAUUCAUGUCUUUCCUGUUAAAAGUCUGUUAUUUUAUUAAAAAUUAAAAUUAAAUAAAAUGAUAUUUAAUCUCUAAAUUUAAAUAGAAAAAUAAGUCAAUUAUCAUCAUCUUGUAGCCCCCUAACGCUACCCAAUUAUCUUUCUCCACUUAUUUCUAUAUUUCCCCACUCUUUCAAUGUCCUCUAAGCCAAUGUCGAAUAUAAACAAUCAUUCUUCCCAUGCACAAUAAUUGCUUGGAACCACCUGGACAAUGCCGCCGUGGACUUCAAUCUAGAGCUUCAAGGCUGCCCUGGCAUUGGCUAGGAGCCGUUAGGAUAGCAGCAUCGCUUCCCCCAACCGUUGCACAUAUGCCAGUACAUGGAUGCAGCAACGUACUCUACCAGAACCCAUUUGUCCCCUUGAGUUUCACAUCAGAGCUUGCCUGGUAUGGCUUUAAAUGCCCUUCCCUAUGUAAUUCACAGCCACUUCCUUUCUAUGUGGUGUUUGUUUGAUAAAGUUUUGGUCUUUUGCCCCAAGUUUGCAUUUAUGUCUCGGUCUGCAUUGUAACGUCUUGUAAUUUUGAACAUUUUAAUAGGUUGGAGAUAAUACAAGAUGUUACAAAACAAAAUGAGUAACAAAAGCAAACUUGGGGCAAAAGACCAAAACUCUAUCAAGACAACACAACAUAGAUUGCUUAUGAAAACUGGAUCAAGGAAUGAAAUGUUUUCAGAAAUUUAAUUUACAAGCAGUGAAUGGAAAUGACCUUUUAUUUCUUUUGUCUAUUAGUUUCACCAUCGAGACCCACAUCUUGUUGGCUUGUUGACCAGUGAAAAGCUUCCACGCAAUCGCCACAUUUAUUAUGGUAUUAUUGCUGAUGGCAUCCACACACAUCCUGCUGCACUUCGCAUAGCUCAGAGGGUUCACCCUAAAGGUCAUUGAAAAAUAUUUGUGUUUCAUCUGGUCUAGAAGUUGCUUUAGAAAAAACAUGAUGCCAUAAUUUAUAAAAGCCAUUUUUUAAAACAAUAAAUUAGUAUGUCAGAUUACUUAACUUACUUAUGGAAAUACUUAUUGUAAAUGAUAGAGUGUAUGCAGUUAUUUUAAACUUUUAUUUUUUUACAUAAAAAAUAUUUUGUGAAAAUUGUAUGCAUGUGAACAAUCCUUGUCUUUUUUUCUGAUUAUGCAGGCACCGUACUCAUUACUGAUGCCAUUCAGGCUAUGGGCUUGCCUGAUGGUACAUAUCCAUUUGGUGAGCAGACCAUUGUUGUUGAGGGUCAGCGUUCAUACAUUAAAGGCACAAACACAUUAGCUGGAAGGUAAAUUAACUUCGUCUGAUCUGUGUUCUGUAGGGAAACCUGGUGUGUUGUUGUGGAAGUAUUGUACAGUUAAAUCCAGCACAUAGAUCUUAAAACCGCAUUAAGACAUUACCUAAUUAUAAUUAAUUAUUAUUUUCCAUUUGGAAAAUGCCUGCCAAUGCCUCCCAGCUUUACCUUUUUAAAGGAGGUGUAACCACUGUUGUUAUAUGGAAUAUUGUAAGCUGGCCCACUCAAGGGUUGAUGGUGAGACUUAAGUUUACAGCUGCAGAAGCUAGGGACAAACCUGGACAUCCAUUGUGGCCUGAUACUUCAGAAACCUCCCUACUUAUUGAAUUUUCAUAAAGUUCCUGUUCCACUUUGCAUUUAAUACCGGUAACUGGAAAAGAAAUUUUCUUUCUAUUUUCUCAAUGAUAUUCCAAUAGAUUUGUUGUGGGUAAGAAGUUAUGAAUGAAAUUAUCCAUUGAAACUAUCUAAUUUGAGGAAGUUGGCAAUAGACAGGAAUAUUUUAGCUCCCUUGAUGUUGGGAAUCAAGAUGCUGAUAAUUUAUUAUUUAUUUAUUUUGAUAAAAUUAUGUUCCCAAGUCUUGGUUGUAAAUUUGAGAAAAUUGUGACUAAUUAAUGAUGUUUUUUAUCUUUUAUUUCUUUGAUUUCAGCACUGCAACUCUCGACACCUGUGUUAGGUUAUUUGCUAAACAAACAGGUAACUAAAUUAUAUUAUACAUUUGUAUAUUUUAAAUAUUACCUAUGAGGAAUCUAAGAUUUCUAAUUUUAACAAGACUUCAACUAAAUUGCAAAAUUCUGAAACUUUACCUACAUGUGUCCUAUGUGUACGUUGCAGUUAAAUGUGAUCAAUUAAAAUUUAUUUUCUUAAGUUUGAUGAACUUAUAAUGUUGACUGCAGCAUGUUGUAUCCUGCAGAAAUUUAUUUUAAAAAUUUUGCUAAGAACACAAAUAUUACUUUUCCCAUGCAAUUACUCUUAGUCUUAGGCUGGUGCUGAGAUGUGAACUUGCCCAUUAAGCCAGGUUUGGAAUAAUGUAUUUUAAUAUUUUAAUGUUACAGACUGUGGACCUGAGUUAGCACUGGAAGCAGCCUCUCUACAUCCUGCUCAGCUGAUGGGCAUUGAAGAUAGAAAAGGAACUUUGAACUUUGGAACAGAUGCUGACUUUGUUUUGCUGGAUGACAGUUUGAAUGUCAAGGCCACUUACAUUGCUGGCAAAUGUGUUUACACUGCUGAUGCAAUAUAAAAAGUAUAUUUUGGAUUGAAUUAAGCAUUUUAAAAAAAAAUUAAUCCAUUAAUUUAUCUCAAGAUUUUCUUACACUGUGCUGGAGAUUUGUCUGAAUGAAAUAAGCUUUAACUUUACCAAUAUUUGUACAGAAAUAUACUUCUCAUAUUUUUACAUUCCAUUAUUUAAAAGUGUUUACUGUUACCACCAAUGUUACCCUUCUUAGUUAAGAUUGAUCACCUUAAUUUCAAAGUAAUUUUAGCCAUACACAAACGUAUAUUGCCUGGUAUGUUUUGUUUCAUUCACUUAUAUUACAUCAUAGAUUUUUUAGAUCAGAAGUUGAAUUCUUGUUUUGGGCAACUGGCUGGGACAGUCCGCAGGUCUAAAGUGCAGAACCUUUAGGGUUUCAAGUAGAGCUCGGCACACCCCCAGGCCAUUUUACAAGAAUUCCAUGGUGAACCAAAAGUGAUUCCAUGCAAAAAUAUACUAAAUAACACUGUAUUCAUAAUGGUUGUGUAAUGGCUUAAAGUAAAAGGUGUGACAUCACACUGUAUAGCUCAUUAUGAACUGCCCUUAUUGGACACAUUUCUGUAAUUGUGUUGACAAACUUGGUAAUAGGCCAACCAAUGCCCCUUUUUGCAUCAGUUAGGUUUUAUCAUCGAUGUACCUAUAUAUAGUCUGUGCUUUUCCUAGUCUUGGAGACAUGCGCUGCACACGAGUGUGCAAAGCUCUGGUUUAAAAAAUAGUAUUGUGGUUUAGACAUGGUUUUUAAAUCCCAGCAAUGCCAAAUAUAAUUUCAAUAUAAUCUCAGUCUCAAAAUU
Messenger RNA from Lymnaea stagnalis (great pond snail), 10482 nucleotides. Lineage: Eukaryota; Metazoa; Mollusca; Gastropoda; Lymnaeidae. The record is from the annotation of a GenBank genome assembly.